AUGGCUACUCUGUACGAAGAACAACCCAAAAAAGAACCCGGCCAGUCCUCCUACUCGGACCAAACCAGUCACCCUCACGCCACAGCCACAGGUCAAUCUCAUCCUCAGCCACAGCCAACAACAAAUUAUCCUAAUACAAUGGGGUACUCACCCGUCAUGGGGUACCCUUAUCCACAAGCACCACAAGGCUAUGCAUCAUCUCAUAUUGGAUACCCUCCUAAUGGAUACAGCUCCUACGCUUAUUCUCAAACACCAACACAAUCCAAUGUCAGACGCAAUUCGACCUUUGUUCAUCUUGUCCUUUUGAUAAUGGCCAUAGCUGCUCUAUUCGCAGUAGUGUCAACCGUUGCGAUAUGGAUCAUUCUACGCCCAGAAGCCCCAGCUUUCAGAGUUGACGCAUUAUCUGUUUCCAAUUUCAACACCACCAAUUUUGAUCAAACAGCCAAUUGGGAGGCUAAUGUUACGGUUGAGAACCCAAAUCAGAAACUCAAAGUUUACUUUAACGAAAUUAAGAGUUACGUGGAUUACAAAGAUCAGUAUUUAACGCAAUCUUUUGUGAGCCCUUUGUCCGUAGAAGUAAAGGAACAUGUUGUAAUGAAUGUGAAGCUAUCUGUGGACAAUGUUUUUGAACCUGUGGUGGAUCAGAAGCUGGUGGAUGAUAUGGCCCUUGACCGAAGCCGCGGGUCGUUGAUUUUUAGGAUAAGGUUGAUGGUGUCGACCACGUUUCGACGUGGAUCAUGGUGGAAAAAAAGCCGUACCUUGAAAAUUCGCUGUGAUAAUUUGAAGGUUGAGUUUGCGGGUGGCGCAGGUGUUGGAACAUUACCUGUCGGAAAGUCUUGGCCGUGUUUAUUAUUUGUGUGA
Molecule: messenger RNA, 861 nt
Organism: Quercus robur (English oak)
Lineage: Eukaryota; Viridiplantae; Streptophyta; Magnoliopsida; Fagales; Fagaceae
Product: NDR1/HIN1-like protein 26
Exons: 1
Coding region: 1-861 (286 amino acids)
Cellular component (GO): plasma membrane
Source: RefSeq, a predicted model, not a curated record